Molecule: messenger RNA, 1975 nt
Organism: Amaranthus tricolor (Joseph's coat)
Lineage: Eukaryota; Viridiplantae; Streptophyta; Magnoliopsida; Caryophyllales; Amaranthaceae
Product: putative E3 ubiquitin-protein ligase RING1a
Exons: 10
Coding region: 190-1587 (465 amino acids)
Source: RefSeq, a predicted model, not a curated record
UUCUAUAAAACUCGCACUUGAACAAUACAAAAAAAGAAGCAGCAACCACACUCAACCACCACAAACCUUCUUUAUUUUUUCCAGAUUUUCUCUCUCCUCACCGUCGCCACCGCCGUAUACAAACCGCGGCGUUGCCGUUUUACGGUGGCGGAAUUUUUAUCCUUUUAACUCUAUAGAUUGUCGCACACAAUGCCAGCGCAGAAACGGUCGCACAAUGAAGAUCUUCCUCUAAACGACGCCGUAAAUCACGUCGUACAAGAAGAAGAAGAAGAAGAACAAGAGGAAGAUGAUGAAGAACAACUUCAAGAUGAAGAUGGAGAUGGAGAUGUAGAGGAAGAAGAAGAAGAAGAACAAGAUGAUGACGACGAUGGAGAACGACAACAAGAUGAGGAUGAGGAUGAGGAUAGAGAUGAAGGCGAUAAAGAGGUUGAUCGAAGUGUUUCGUAUGAAAGUGAUAAUGAAUAUAAUGUCGACACAGAAGAUUUUGUUUUAGUGAGAUUGUCAGACAUACGCAAAGAAGUUCAGUGUCCAAUUUGCCUUGGGAUCAUCCGGAAGACAAGAACAGUUAUGGAAUGCCUGCAUCGCUUUUGCAGAGAAUGCAUUGACAAAUCAAUGCGGAUGGGGAACAAUGAAUGCCCUGCUUGUCGAACGCACUGUGCUAGUCGGAGGUCUUUAAGAGAUGACCCAAAUUACGACGCACUGAUUUCUGCUAUAUAUCCAGAUAUUGACCAAUAUGAAGAAGAGGAGCUGGCUUUUCAGGAAGAUGAAAGAGCUCGAAACAAGCAGAUCCAAGCUGCGAUUGCCCAAACUUUUCGUCGACAAACAGAGGCACUUAGCAAGAAAAGGAGAAGAUCACAGGGUACUCAUCGAAGAAGAAGAAACUAUCGAUCGGAAGAGGACGAUGAUGCAAAUGGUCAUGAUGGUGGAAAAGAGUCAUCAUCAGCGGAUGAACGCUGCACAGAGCCCAAAGCUAAGAGAACAAAGAGGUGGAGGGGUCCACCAUUGCCGACAGCUGCUAGUGGAGAUGGAGUUGGUGAUGAAAAUGAUCAGGAGGUGCCCAAGGAAGCUGAGGUCUCACCUGCAGGAUUGGUUGGAAGCGCAGAAAUGCUUGCUUGGGGUAAAGGUGGCAUAAGGAGUAGCACUAGAUAUGGCAGUGGCAGUGGCGGUAAUGGCAAGCAUUCCCGUAGUCGCCUUGCAAAGUUGAAUGAGCACUUGCGUAACCUGAGUGAGAAUGAUGACGAGCUGGAGAUACAGGUCGUCCUUUUUUCUCUUGACGAGCAGAAAAAAUCGCUUCUGCAGGACUCCUACUUGUGUGGCAGGCCAGCCUUGUCCGUAGGGCAAUUAUGUCAAUUCAUUGCUCUUCAGACCUCAUUGCCACCUGAAAAAGUAGAAAUUUUGGGAGCAAGAGGCCUCUGCUCAAAGUUGAGCUCUCUAUCAUCUAUGCAAGUCCAAUCAUCAAGUUCGGCUUUUGAAGAAUGCAAAGAUGAGUUGCAAGUAUUGGAUUCUGAAGAAACACUAGCUGGACUUAAAGCCGCAUGCUCUUUUGCUCGAGGGCGCUUGAUAUUGGCAUACCGGCAAAAGUUGUGAUUCGAGAGUUCUGAAAGAUUCCGUACACAGAAAUAAUGUUGGCUGUCACAAGGAAGUUAGAAAGUCAAUGGAUCACUUAUUUGUAAAGGAUACAGAAAUAUACUCAUAACUUUAAGGAUUCAAAUGUGUGUAGAUUACAAAAUUAUGUCCUAGUUUGGAGUAAGUUUUCGAUAUAUUAGGGUUUUAGCUAUGUAUUGUGAUUGUUUAUUGUCUGCAAGACGUGUCUAAGGUAUGUGAAAGGUGCUGAUGUUGGUUGUUUUACAGUAAUUUUGGCAAAUGGAGUUUUUUCGAUCACUUAUAGAGUGUAAAUGAAAAUAUGCAUUAUCCAGGAAAUACUUGGAUGAUUUAUCUAAUGUUGAAUUAACAUGCCAAUCAUGGUUUCCAGUGA